AUGGGAUGCUCGUGGAGGCAGGAUCCAUGGCGGAGGGUCCAAGGAGGUAGCCUUUUGGGGCUCUCAGGAGGCGGUUCCAGCGCCAGGGUUGGAAAGCUCUCGCUUUGGUCCAAUUCCUCGCUUGCCGGGGCAGGGCUCCCGGUGCGAAUUCUGCGCCGGAGGCUAGAAUGACUCCUCGCCAGUCGGAGGCUGCAAAGCAGCAGCAGCAGCAGCAGCAGCAUCGUCCCGAGGAGGAGGAGGAGGACCCGAAGAGCCGGGCCUUGGCGGUGUCCCCUUCUUCUCCUCCGUCCUCCUCGUCCAGGGCCGCCCUGGAGCUGGCGGAGGCCCGUCGUCGGCUGCUGGAGGCGGAGAGCCGGAGGGCCUUGGUCUCGGAGCUGGAGAGGCGGGUGCUGCACCUCCACGGCGUCUUCCUGGAGGCCGAGCUGCGCCUGGCCGGGCGGGCAGAGAGCCUGGGGCGCCUGGCCGGAGGGGUGGCCCAGGCGGAGCUGCGGCUGGGCCCCGGCGCCCUGGCCGCCCUCCUCCGCAGGCCCCGGAGUGGCCUCCCCUUCCCCAAGAAGGGCGCCCUCUUGCGGCGCCUGGGAGCCUCCUCCUCCUGCCUCCCCUGCCAAGGGCCCCGCGCCCCGCAGUCGCCCGCCUUCGCCAGGAGCAGCAGGGCAGCCUCUUCGGAAGAGCCUCGCCAGGGAGACAGGCAGGCGGCGGGGAGGUGAUGAGGGCAAGAAGCCCCCGAGGGACUACACUCCCCAGCAUCCCCAGCACGCCUCAGCUGCAGAGGUCUGGACUACACUCCCCAGCAUCCACAGGCCAGACUCACAACAUGGGAAGGUGACAUCUUGGACUACACUCCCCAGUAUCCACAGGCCAGACUCACAACAUGGGAAGGUGACAUCUUGGACUACACUCCCCAGCAUCCCCAGCUCGCCCCAACUGCAGGGUCAGGAGCUGGAGGUCUGGACUCACAUCUGGACUACGCUUCCCAGCAGCCCCAGCGCCUGGCAACCUGGACUCAUCUGGACUAUACACAUCUGGGCUACAGUGCCCAGCAUCCCCAAGCUGCAGGAGAUGCAGGACCAUCAGGUGAGGACAGCAACCUAUUAAGGGAAGGGGACACUGUUGGACUACAGCUCCCAACAUCCCCAACCAUAGGAGGGUGAUCUACUAAGAGCUUGGGAAGAGGACACUGUUGGACUACAGUUCCCAGCAUCCCCAAGCUGCAGGAGAUGCAGGCGCAUAGGGUGAGGAUCUGGACACUGGACUAUAGACAUCUGGACUACAAUGAGCAGCAUCCCCAAGACAGGAGCUGCAGGUUCACAAGGCAAGGAAGGUGAUCUGAAGUCUACUAAGAGAUGCUUGGUCCCCUACUAAGAGCUUGGGAAGGGGACACUUUUGGACUACAGUACCUAACAUCUCCAAGCUGCAGGAACUGCAGGUACAUAGGAUGAGAAAGGCGAUUUGGACCCUACUAAUAGCUUGAGAAGGAGACAUUGUUGGACUACAGUUUCCAGAAUCCCCUGGCCAGAAGAACUGGCAGACUCACAGUGUGGGAAGGUGACAUCUUGGACUACACUUCCCAGCAUCCCCUUGUCUGGAGCUGUAAUUGAAUUGGCCAUUAGCUGAUUCACAGGGCGAAGGGGUUGAUUUAAAUCCUAAUGAGAGCUUUUGGACUACAGUUCCCAGAUUCCCGCUUCUAGGAGUUGUAGUCCAAUUGGCAGAAUCACAGGGCAAAGGGAGAAACCUCAACCUUCCUAAGAGCUUGGAAAAAGGCGACCUUUUGGACUGCAGUUCCCAGAAUCCCCCAGCCAGGAGCUGUAGUUCAAAAAGCAAUGUUUCCAAAUGCUCUUGGCAGCAGUUCCUCUCCCUGCAUCUAAUGCUUGAAGCCAAUGUGUCCUUUCUGACCCAUUGCACUGGCAGGAGGCUGGUCUGGAUGACCCUUGGGAUGACCCACAGUCCAGUGACCGCCAGAAGUUGCCGGUGCUUUAUGCUCAAUGCUUCUAGGAUUCAUUACUGUAUAUAUGAAAUAUACGCAGCAUCAUAAUUUAGGUCAAUAGCCAUUUAAAGUCACACUCUCUCAGCCUCAGCGGAUGGCAAUGACAAAUCUCCUCUGAACAAAUCUUGCCAGGAAAACCCGAUUAUAGAUUCUCCUUAGGGUUGCCGUAAGUCGGAAUGGCACACAAUAACCAACAAUAACAACACUGAAAGAUAAACAUUUUAGUGCUUUAAAAAAAUGUAAUACUCAAUAAUUCAUGCAUUGCGCUUCUAUGCCUCGCUCUGGUUAUUCUUUAAUUAGAGCUCCUUUGAAACGAUGCAUCAUUUAAUAUCCAUAAACUAACCGUCGUAAAGUUGGAUAAAUAGUCCCCACGUUGUCAUUAAAACUUGCACAUUUUUAUUCCCAUCUUUGACAUGUUAAGCAGACCUAGUGGUUUGAAUGUUGGGCUCGGACACCGAGACACCAACCAUGGAAGCUUAUGGUGGCUGGGGGAUUCUGGGAAUUCUCCAGAAGUCCAAAUAUGUCCACAUUCUGUCCUGAAAACUGUUCUUGAGGGAGUUAAAGGACAGAUGGGGGUCUUGUGGUGCUUGGUUUGCAGGCAAUGAGAACAGCGGCCAUCUGCUUUGCAGAAAUGUAUCUUCUUGCAUCCAAAUAUAUGCAGCUCCAGGUCUGGGAAAGCUUCCAGUUUGGACACAUUUCCGCUUGCACUAUUCCUAACCGGCCAGAUUUUAUUUUUAACCUCCCCUUUGACUUUGUCCUUCCUAUACUGCUUGAACUCACGGAUCUUUGAAUAAGGACAAUCCGAUCAUCUUCAUCAUCAUGAUCACCAUCGGAACAAACUGUGUUUUGUGUUGCUUUUGGUGUGUCUUCCCCGUUUCCUGCCAAAGAUGUCAGCUUGCAGUCACUCAUCCAGAGAGAGGGAUUUGCGACGCGGAGAUGGAGGUUUAUCCGAAUGUUGGUGGACGGACGUGACCUUCGCUUUUGCUCACUUUUUAUUCCAUAAGGACACAUCAUGUGCCAGUGGGAUGCUGGCCUUGCUUGGCUAUGGAUCUCAUCUCUGACUUGCCACCCUCGCACUUUGAAUCGCAGAGAUCUAGCUUCGAGAACGCUGCCUUAAUUUGUCCUUCUUUUGCAUAGGAACGCUUCCAUUUCCCAUCAAGGAAGAAUUUCUAAGGAACUGCAAACAAGCCAAAAGGGGCUCCUGAACUGCCUCAUCUCACCUGCUUGAACUAUUAAGGCCUUGAGGGCCAUGAAGAAGGAACUUGUCUACCAAUGAUUGUAUUCUAACUUUUCCAUCACUUCUCCAUUGCACUUAUGGACCUGAGUUGGGAGGUGUUUUUCUUCUUCUGAAUGCACAGGGUCUGAUAGACGUUUCUCAUGUUGAGAAUCUAUCUUGGGUCUGAACUCCAGUGCAGAGUUAAUGCAAUAUGACGCCGCUUUAACUGCCAUGGCUCAAUGCUGUGUAAUUCUGGGAUUUGUAGGGUUUUAAAAAAGAUAUUUAGCCCUGUUACAGACUGCCAAAAUAAAGCUGCUUCG
Molecule: messenger RNA, 3520 nt
Organism: Sceloporus undulatus (fence lizard)
Lineage: Eukaryota; Metazoa; Chordata; Lepidosauria; Squamata; Phrynosomatidae
Gene: TRNP1
Product: TMF1 regulated nuclear protein 1
Exons: 1
Coding region: 168-707 (179 amino acids)
Biological process (GO): regulation of cell population proliferation
Cellular component (GO): nucleus
Molecular function (GO): DNA binding
Source: RefSeq, a predicted model, not a curated record